AUGAUGUGGAAACCACAAGCCGAAGACUUAAAAGAAAUAAUUACAGUCCUCAAACAGGCUCAGUCGCUGGAUAAGGCCACUCAAAUAGCUGUUAAACAGAAACUAGAGGAACUAAAUCAAUAUCCCGAGUUCAAUAACUACCUGAUUUAUGUACUGAUAAAAUUAAAAACCGAGGAUGAGCCAACACGUACUGUAAGCGGUAUCAUUUUGAAAAAUAACAUCCGAAUUCAUAGAAAUGUUCUACCGCCUGAGAUUAUUGAAUAUAUCAAGCAUGAAUGUUUGCAAGCUAUCGGAGAUCCCUCACCUCUGAUAAGAGCUACUGUUGGUGUAUUGAUCACUACUGUCACCAGCAAUGGCGGUUUACAAAAUUGGCCCCAAUUACUUCCCUCUUUGUACGACAUGUUGGACUCGCAAGACUAUAAUGUAUGUGAAGGUUCGUUCAGUGCUUUACAAAAGAUAUGCGAAGAUUCAGCAGAGAUGCCUGACUCGGGUGUAAUCAAUCGGUCUCUAAAUAUGAUGAUUCCAAAACUCCUUCAAUACUUCAGCCACAAUAGCCCGAAGAUACGUUCACAUGCCAUAGCUUGUAUCAACCAAUUCAUUGUGAACCGAUCACAGGUUCUGAUGAUAUACAUUGACGUAUUCGUUAAAAGUUUAUUUAACCGAUCGUCCGAUGAAGAUCAUGAAGUAAUAAAGAAUGUAUGUCGCGGGUUUGUGAUGCUGUUAGACGUUCAUAUGGAUCGUUUGUUCCCGUAUAUACUAGAAAUUAUUGAGUAUAUGCUCAUACACACCCAAAACCCAGAUCUAACUGUAGCAUUAAAAGCGUCAGAAUUCUGGGUAUCUCUCGGUGAACAGGGUAUUUGCAGGGACGUAUUAGCGCCCUAUUUAGCACAGCUGAUUCCAGUAUUAGUGAGAGGAAUGCGAUACUCUGAAGUUGAUAUUAAACUGCUAAACGGCAAUGUUGAGGAGGGCGACAUGGUGCCUGACCGUGAGGAGCACAUACGUCCUCGAUUCCACAAAUCUUAUACGCACAAGUCGAAAUCUGACGAAAACAAUGUUGAUGAUGUGAUAGAUGAUGACAGUUCACUAUCAAAAUGGGAUUUGCGCAAAUGUAGCAUCGUUGCACUGAUUGUAUUAGCAAGAGCUUUUCAGGAAGAAUGUGUACCUAUUUUUCUGCCCAUUAUUAAAGAUACUCUGUUUCAUCGAGAAUGGUAUAUCAAAGAGAUUGGAAUUGGUAUACUGGGUGCUAUUGCCGAAGGCUGCAUACACAAUUUGAGAUCAUAUCUGCCCGAAGUCAUGCCCUACUUGAUCAGUUGUUUGUCGGACCAGAUGGCAUUCGUUCGCUCCAUAACCUGCUGGACAUUAUCGCGCUAUGCUAACUGGGUAGUAAACCAGCGACAUGAUCAAUAUUUGAAACCAUUAAUUAAAAAAUUGCUAAAACGCAUAUUAGAUUCUAAUAAACGUGUACAAGAGGUAGCUUGCUUUGCAUUCGCUACUCUGGAAGAAGAAGCCUGCACCGAAUUGGUUCCAUAUUUGGAAGAUAUAUUAAAAACACUUAUAUUCGCCUUCUCAAAAUAUCAACAUAAAAAUUUGCCUGGACUAUAUGACGCAGUUGGAACUCUAGCCGACUCUGUGGGUCACCAUCUUAACAAACCACAAUACAUCGAUAUUUUGAUGCCCCCACUAAUUAAAAAGUGGAAUUUGCUAAAGGAUGACGACAAAGACCUAUUUCCUCUUUUGGAGUGCUUGUCAAGCAUCGCAACAGCUUUAAAGUCGGGAUUUUUACCAUACUGCGAUCUAUUUUAUCCGCGUUGCAUUUCACUUAUCGAACAGACGCUGAAUCAAGAUAUGGCAUGCAAAACUAAUCCUGAUCUCGAGUAUCCAGAUAAAGUAAGAAUGAUUGGUGCAUUAGAUUUAUUGACAGGCCUGGCAGAAGGUUUGGCGGGACAUAUUGCGCCACUAGUCGCCAACAGCAAUAUCACACAUUUAGUUCACCACUGCAUGAAGGAUACAAAUAUAGACGUGCAAGAAUCGUCGAUCGAAUUGUUGGGAGAAUUAGUUAAAUCCUGUUUUCAACAUGUGUAUCCAUUCUUUGGAAAAUUGGUACCAACUUUACUUAAACAUAUGAGUGGCCCUAACGAAUUGACCGCUUACUUCGCUUAUAGCGAAAUUCGCGACAGAGUGACGGUCGAAGAACUUGAAAAGUACCCACGUAAAUGA
Messenger RNA from Anastrepha obliqua, 2217 nucleotides. RefSeq names its product transportin-1-like. Bases 1 to 2217 code for a protein of 738 amino acids. Gene Ontology annotation, molecular function: nuclear import signal receptor activity; small GTPase binding. Gene Ontology annotation, biological process: protein import into nucleus. The record is from RefSeq and is a predicted model, not a curated record. Gene Ontology annotation, cellular component: cytoplasm; nucleus. The transcript has 6 exons. Lineage: Eukaryota; Metazoa; Arthropoda; Insecta; Diptera; Tephritidae.